Pteropus alecto (black flying fox) is the source of this 7017-nucleotide messenger RNA. RefSeq names its product ethanolamine kinase 1 (gene ETNK1). Gene Ontology annotation, molecular function: ethanolamine kinase activity. The transcript is spliced from 8 exons. Gene Ontology annotation, cellular component: cytoplasm. The record is from RefSeq and is a predicted model, not a curated record. The coding region runs from base 287 to 1378 and encodes 363 amino acids. Gene Ontology annotation, biological process: phosphatidylethanolamine biosynthetic process. Lineage: Eukaryota; Metazoa; Chordata; Mammalia; Chiroptera; Pteropodidae.
GCGUCAGGCCAGUCCCAGCAUGCUCUGCGGCCACCGGCGGUCGAACGCAGGCGAGAGGAAUUUUUCCCGUGAAAAGCCCUGGCUUAGUUCAGCUGCUGUCCAGACUCCGGUCGGCAGGAGUAUCGCCUCCAGCCGUUCUCCUACCGCUCGCCCGUCAGUCUAAGCGCCCCCAGCCCUCCCACGAGGGCGCCCCGGGACGGAAGGAUCCACCAGCCUGUCGGCGCCCGCCGUUCUCGUGGUCGCCGUAGCGGUCGUCGUCGUCGUAGUCUCUGCUGUCGUCUGGGCCAUGGCCAAUUACAUCCACGUCCCGCCCGGCUCCCCGGAGGUCCCCAAGCUGGAUGUCACGGUUCAGGAUCAGGAGGAGCAGCGCUGCCGGGAGGGGGCCCUGAGCCUCCUGCAACACCUGCGGCCGCACUGGGAUCCUCAGGAGGUGACCCUACAGCUUUUCACAGAUGGAAUCACAAAUAAACUUAUUGGCUGUUACGUGGGUAAUACAAUGGAAGAUGUAGUCCUGGUGCGAAUUUAUGGCAAUAAGACUGAGUUGUUAGUCGAUCGAGAUGAGGAAGUGAAGAGUUUCCGAGUGUUACAGGCUCAUGGCUGUGCACCACAACUCUACUGUACCUUCAAUAAUGGACUGUGCUAUGAAUUUAUACAGGGAGAAGCGUUGGAUCCAAAGCAUGUCCGCAACCCUGCCAUUUUCAGGCUAAUAGCACGCCAGCUUGCUAAAAUCCAUGCUAUCCAUGCACACAAUGGCUGGAUUCCCAAGUCUAAUCUUUGGCUAAAAAUGGGGAAAUAUUUCUCUCUCAUUCCCAUAGGAUUUGCAGAUGAAGACCUUAAUGAAAGGUUCCUAAGUGAUAUCCCAAGCUCUCAGAUUCUUCAGGAAGAGAUGACGUGGAUGAAGGAGAUUCUUUCCAACCUGGGCUCACCCGUUGUGCUUUGCCAUAAUGACCUAUUGUGUAAGAAUAUAAUCUACAAUGAGAAACAAGGUGAUGUACAGUUCAUUGAUUAUGAAUAUUCUGGAUACAACUACCUGGCAUAUGAUAUUGGAAAUCAUUUCAAUGAAUUUGCAGGUGUGAGUGAUGUAGACUAUAGUCUCUAUCCAGAUAGAGAACUUCAGGGCCAGUGGCUGCGUUCUUAUCUUGAAGCCUACAAAGAAUAUAAGGGCUUUGGGACUGAAGUUACUGAAAAGGAAGUAGAAAUACUCUUCAUUCAAGUCAAUCAGUUUGCAUUGGCUUCUCAUUUCUUUUGGGGAUUGUGGGCUUUGAUUCAAGCCAAAUACUCUACUAUUGAGUUUGAUUUCCUUGGGUAUGCAAUUGUUCGUUUUAACCAGUACUUUAAAAUGAAGCCUGAGGUUACUGCAUUAAAAAUGCCUGAGUAAAGAAGAGAUUUAAUUAUUCUCAAGAAGCUGAACAGUGUUUAUGAAUCUUAAGAAAUUCAGAAAAGCCAAUGCUUGUUAAAAUUCUGUUAUUUAAUUUGGUUAUCUUGCUUUAUAAAUUAUGCCUCUAAACAACCAAUCUAAUUUUUAAAUAGACUGAAUGAUGUCAAAACAUAUACCUACUGCUAUCAGUAUGUGGUCGAUUAGAAAUUUGUUAAAUCUGCAAAAAAGUAUAAAGAUGUCAGUUUAAUCUUUUCUUUGGUAAUUUAAUCUGUUAUAUGUGAAUUAUUUAUUAUAAUUGUAACACAAAUCUGUGACUGCUUUCAUCCAUUUCAUCUGUUUAAGUGUAAACAAUGAAAAUGUUCCAGAGAAAAUGUUUUUUGUUUUACUUUAAUAGGAUUACUUUUAGUAAACAUUUAGGUGUUCAGUGUAACCUUUUUACCUUGAUGCACUGUAAGUAAAAUGGAUCAUUUACUCUUGAAAUGCCAGAUACUAGUUUAGAUAACUUAGGUUGUUCAUUGAAAAAUCUUGUUAGGAGGGUGAAAAACAUUCUCUAUGCUAGUGUACAUCUUUUUUAAUUGAAUAUUGAAAGGUGUUUCUUUUUGGGGAGUACAUCUUAAAUUGCCCUCUCCCUGCAUAGUUUGGCAGUAUAAAUGUUAAUGUUAAUGUAUAAUCCUGGAAUAGAUAUAAUGAUUUUAUGUUACCAAAAUCUGCAUUCAAUAAUGUUCUCAUAUACUAAAUGUGGUCAUUUAGGUUACUAGUUUAUUUUUAAGAUUUUAGUAUAUCAAAUUGUUUCUAACUAAAAGUUUUGUUUUACUUUCUGACAGAUGUUCUAUGUAUUUGUUUGUUAUUAAAUAAGUAGUAGCUAGUAGAAUAAUUGCUAGUUUUGGAAACAAAGAUAGAAUGUUUAUCAUACUUGGCAACCAGAAAAUAUCUUUUAGAUUAAUUUUUUUACCCCUCCAGAUUCAUUUCUUACAUUUUAGGUUUUCUGUUUUAGUUUGGCUCCAUGUCUUUAGAAUGAUAGCAAGUGAUUACUUAAUACAUGUAGUUCAGAGAAAUAAGUUGAGGUGGUUAAAAGAAUUAAAUAAGGAACAUUUACAGCAUUGAUCUUGUACACUUAAAAUCUGAUGUAACAAUGUGAAUUAAGCAGAAAUGCUCAUGGUAGGAAGGCUUCUUUUAGUUUUGAUUUCUCUUCAAUUUGUUUUAAGUGUAUUUUUAAUUUUGUUUGGGAGUGAGAGGAUGGUAAUUAUUUGGAAGGAAGUUAGAUCUUUCGGAUAAGUAGGCUUCAAGUUUCGAAGACUGUUGUGUGGAGUUGAGUAGUCAUGGUUUACUUAGAAAAUUAGUCUGACAAGCUUUGCACUUUGGUCACAUAAGUGCCCAUGUACAAAGUUGGCUUAAUGGAUCUGCAUAUUCAGAAUAUGCAACUACGAAUUUAUCCUCUGAGAAAUCUUCUGGGGAGUCUGAUGUAUUAUUAUUCCAAAUGACUUAUGUUCUCAAAUAAGUGCUUUAAAAUACUUGGAUUAUCUCAAGAUGUUUAAAGCUAAUUAAGUAGAAACACUUAAAGGCCAUUUUAAAUAGUAAAUUCUAGUUACAUAAAUAGAAUCUGAAAACCUGUUUGUAUCUAUAACAGUGUUAGACCAAGAUUGUUUUCUACCUCCCCAAUGUUACAAAUGUUCAUUUCUGUUUUUAUAAACCACAUUACUGUAGGAUCAAUAGAAUUUUACCUAAUUGACUAAAUGAAUGGAACCAAUUAUUAACAAUUAAUAGCUUUUUAUGUAGUUUAGAGUGAACUUGAAAAAUUGGGUUUUGGGGAAUUUUCAUCUGUGGUUGGAAUAUUUUCUUAGAAUGAUGAAGACUAUGUAAUAAUCUUUUCUUUUUGUUUGUUUGUUUGUUUCUGACUUCUUAAAGUGCAACAGUAUGUAUCUUGGAGAACUAUGGGAGGAGAGAAGAUCAUUUUUCUACUUUACUCCAUAUUCUCUAAACUAUUUUGAAUAGAGAUUCACUGAGCCAUUGCUGGUAGACUGCAUAGCUGCUGGCUGUGACACUAUUAUAAGCAUUUCAGAAAGUUUCACAUGGAAGUGAAUGUAAAGGGAAUAAGGCUCUCACUUUAGUCCUAGGAGUGUGCAGUUUAUCCUGGGGACAAAAUCAGAUAUUUCCCGCACUCUUUGGCUAGAUUUUGGGUGCUGUGAUGUUCCCACAGGUUUUUGGGAUCAUACUGCAGGCUAAUAAUAUGGUUUAAAAUUGCUUCCCUUUUUAUUGACCAUUUAAGGGAUUCUCAAGGAAAAACAUUCAUCUAAAAUUUAUCCUGUAACUUGUCUGUUGCCUUUUUAUGUUAAGCUAAAGAACUUGAAUGAAUGCCUUACCCUAAUAACUUGUAAGCUCAUUUUGUAAAUAUAAAAAUGGUUGUUAGAGAAGUGGCAUUCAUGUGUACUCAUUGUUAGUCAAUAGACCAUAGUGGCCUGGAUGCUUUAACAAGCAAAAUUCCACAGUUUUUUCCCUUUUUGUUCCUUACAUACUUAUAAGAUCUUACCUGACCAGUAAUAUUUGAUUCUUUUUCCACUCCUAACCCCAUGCUACCACCAUUUUCUGGAAAUCAAAGCGAUGUGGUAGUAAAUCUUACUGUUCACAUGAUCAUUUGAGAUCAAUAUGAGCACAAAACUCUUCAACUAGGUCUGCCUGGAAUGUACAUAAAACAGUGUAAAUAAAAUUUGUAAAUUAAUGUGGAUUGUAUCUUGCAUAUGAGAUUGUGUAUUGUUUUGCAUUCUCUUCCCUUUUGUAGAAAUUUUUCUGUAAGGAAAUGAUCCAGUUCUUUGGUUUUAGACUGGAAAUAGCCAACCGUUCUGGCUGCACAGUGGGGUAACAAGAGGAACUGGAAAUAGGGUUUAUCAGUUUUUGUUAAUGUCAUUAUUUAUUUAGCCUCUCAGUGCCUAAUAGGACUUUACUUCAUUCUUUGGUUGUCCAUUAGUUUUUGUGAGGUUAGAUUCCUGCAAGCAGCCAGUUAAUAUAUUGCUAAAACUCCAUUCUUUGAGUCAUGAUUCUAAGCUAAAGCAAAUUAAAAAUAUAAUUAAUGAUUACAAACUGAAGUAUUCUUUCCUAUUUUCAAGGCUGUUAACCUUUUUCUACAAAAAAAAAAAUCCCUUGAAAUUUUAGAUAUCUCAGUGUGAAUCUAAAUCCCAUAUACACAAGUGAUAUGAUAAAUAAUAGCUCUUAGUUUAAUUUAAACAUAUCUCUAAGUAUAAAGUUGUUCAUUAUGGAAUUGUAAAAGACAGAUAAGACUUAAGCAAUCUUUUAAUGACUGCUGUUUCCAUUUUUGCUGUACUAGAAAUAUUUUAGCCAUAAAUAUUACAAAAGCUUCCAAAUGUAAAGAAAAAAAAGUUUCUCCAGAUACUUACUUUUCUUUUCUUUUUUUUUGGAUACCACAGAGCAACAGACACUUUCAAUUACAAGUUAAAAACCUCCGCUUUAAUAAUUAUAUAGGUAUUUCUUUUUUACAUUACCGAAAGCCUUCUAUAUCAUUUUUAAUUCUUUCGUAAAAUAAAUGAGAAUACUAUCAGUUUGAUUUUCUGCUUUAAAUUGCCUUUAAUCAUUUUAUACUGCAUUCCAAAGUGAUAUCGACAUAAGCUUAUAAUGUUAAUCAGUCAUUCAGUUGAUAGACAAAGUUAACAGAGCUUUAUGCUAGAAGAGUUUUGUCAUUGGCAGCAACUUGCACUACUUUACACAAGAGACAAACGCUUAAUUUUUAUGUACAGAGGAAAAUGGAAUUCUAAGUAUGUGGUAAAGCAGCUUUAUCUUCAAAAUUGAUUUGCUCUGAUUUUUCUUCUUUAAUGCAUUGGAUUUGAGACUCCUUUGACUGGAAACUUAGUUACAUAUUAAGGCAAUCUGUUUUGUUUUUGUUUCUUGUUUUAAAGACAUUAGUUAUAUUGAACUGCUUUUUUUUCUCCUCUUAUAUACCACCUGUGUGAUUACAGUGUUAUGUCUUAGGUUUGAGAUCUUUGAGCAGAAAAGUGUAUCAAUUAUUUUAAAUGAAUUUGCCCCCCGACUUUGAAGCGUAGUCUGUAAAAUGUGUUAAUAUAAAAAAAGUUUGGAUUUGCAUCACUUGAUACUUGAAAACUGAAAUUAAUAAGAUAUAUUACGUGAUUAAUUAGAUUUUUCUGAAUACAGUUUUUACACUAACGAUAAUAAUUUGAAAUAAGUUGAAACAGGUUUCAACUAUUUGAAUGGAAAAAUAAUUAUAGAAAAUACCCUUUUGUGUUGGAGGCAUCCAAAAUUAAAGUUUUUAGUAGGUUUUCUGUCCUGAAGUCUGCUUUCUUUUUUUUCCUAUGCACUUACUAUGCUACUGAUGUUAUCAAAUAGCAGGUUAAAAUAGAAUCUGUUAAUUAUGAAUCCAAUAGCUAUUCUACGUAAGAAAAAUUGCUGUUGUAAAAUACUCUAAUCUUUAAAUGUAGGCAUAUUUUUGUUUACAUCUUACUCAUUAAUGGUAUAAGUACCAUUAAUCGUUUUAAGAAAACACUUAGAUGUUUAUAAAAAUUGAAAACAUCACAGAUUGUAUUUGAACUAGUUAGUGAAGAGUAAGAAAAAACUGGCUGAUUUAAAUUGUUCCAUUAGUUAAAUUUAAAAACUCUUAAUAAAGAAGCUUUCAGAAGUAGAUUGAGACUUGAUGGUAUUCACAUAAACUAUCUCCUGUGACCUGAAAAAGACCCCCCAAAAGCAGUGGAAGGAAUGAAAAUAUUUACUUGCCAUGGUUGUAGUGUGCUGCUACUCCGAUUUAGGUGGUGACACGCUGAAAUUUUUAUUGUCCAAUAAUCUGAAGAAGUUUCCUGUUAUUUCUGUAGUAAGGUAACUAUUAAUUGGUGGAAUCUGCAAAGAGAGAACUUUUUAAGUGUACUGUAUUUAGGAGCGUUUGUACAGCUGGGUGAAGUUUCCAUGAUUUGAAGUAUUUCAAUUUUAAAAUAUACUACUAUUAUAAGAAGGAAGACAUGGCAUUAUUCCAUGUUCUGAAAUGAUAAUUUUCUUACUCAGUUUCAGAAGAAAAAACAAAAUGAUUAAUUGUCAUUGUGUUGUAUGUUGAAUUGGGAAAUUGUGGGCAUAAAGUUUAAAUUUGUGUUUAUCAAAUGUGAACUAUAGUAGUAUAAUGCUGCUUUGUAUAUACUGUAAGUGCUACAAAUAGUCUCAGCACUGAAAAUGUAUCGAUACCUCUCAAAUGAAUGCAACUUUUGACAUAGGUGUUUUAAUAUGCCUCAGAAAGUAUCUGAGUGUCUGAGAAUUUGUUAAUCUGUUUGGUAAUGAAGACACUUCCUGUUUUUUUGUUGCAUAUUUUCAUGUUUAAAAUUUAAUUUUUACAUUUUUACUACUGUUAAUUUAAGUAAAAUUUGUUCUGUGGAUAAAAUGGGGUUGCCAGUGAAGAAAAUUAAAAACAGCCUCAUUCAUGUAACUGCUUAAGUAAAAAUACAUUUUUGCUCUAUGUUCAUAAACGUUUAAUGAAGCCGUUUGUACUUCUGUUUAAAUAUGAGUGAUGUUCAGGCUUUAUUUUUGUUUAAUAGAGCCUUUUACCAUUGAUUAAAUGAAGGAAUGUAUCUUUUUGAAGAGAUUUAUAGUCUGUAAAUAAAAAUUGGUUGUAACAAUAAAGUUGGGUUCUGAGUGUA